UCCUGUCAGUGCUCGUCCCCGCAGCUCACGAUCGCCUAGUGUUCCGCUCUCCCGGUGACGCCGCCUCCUCUCUGAGGGGUAGCGAAGCAACCGCUACCCAGUGUUACCCGUGUAUUGGGCCGCUCUCCUAGUAGGUUAAUUUUCACUCUACGAGGUAUAGCAGCUUGCUGUACCGGGUGAGGUCUGGCCCGCUUGGGCGCCUAAGCUCUCUAACCCCUCUCCACGAUUCCGUCUGUAGAGCGGCCCCAACCAGAAGCAAAUAUUCCGGAGAAAAAGAGACUCCCGGAGAGGACCGCAGCGGAGAUGGAGGCGGUGGGGCCCGGUGAGUGUGAGCCGAGUUCUGUAGGCCUCACCUGCGGCCCUCCACCGACCAAUCUCUUCCAACCUCCGCGGCGUCCUGGCCUGGGAACACUUGGAAAGCCAAUACGGCUACUUGCCAACCAUUUUCAGGUUCAAAUACCGAAGAUUGAUGUCUAUCAUUAUGAUGUGGACAUUAAACCAGAGAAGAGACCACGGAGAGUGAACAGAGAGGUGGUUGACACAAUGGUUCGGCAUUUUAAGAUGCAGAUAUUUGGAGAUCGUCAGCCAGGCUAUGAUGGCAAGAGAAACAUGUAUACAGCACACCCAUUGCCAAUUGGGAGGGACAGAGUUGAUUUAGAAGUCACUCUCCCUGGCGAGGGUAAGGACCAGACAUUCAAAGUGACUAUUCAAUGGGUUUCAGUGGUCAGUCUCCAGCUGCUGUUAGAAGCUUUAUCUGGUCAUCUAAGUGAGGUUCCUGAAGAUUCUGUGCAGGCCCUUGAUGUUAUCACUCGGCACCUGCCCUCCAUGAGGUAUACCCCUGUGGGACGCUCCUUCUUUUCUCCCCCUGAAGGCUAUUAUCAUCCCCUUGGUGGAGGGCGAGAGGUCUGGUUUGGAUUCCAUCAGUCUGUACGCCCAGCAAUGUGGAAUAUGAUGCUGAAUAUUGAUGUUUCUGCGACUGCUUUUUACCGCGCUCAGCCAGUAAUCGAGUUCAUGUGUGAGGUUCUGGAUGUUCAGAACAUCAAUGAGCAAACCAAACCACUGACGGAUUCCCAGCGUGUCAAGUUCACCAAAGAAAUAAGAGGUCUGAAAGUGGAGGUCACGCAUUGUGGCCAAAUGAAGAGGAAAUACAGAGUCUGUAACGUUACUAGGAGGCCUGCGAGCCACCAGACGUUCCCCCUGCAGCUGGAGAAUGGCCAGGCCAUGGAAUGUACCGUUGCCCAGUACUUCAAGCAGAAAUACAGCUUACAGUUAAAGUAUCCGCACCUCCCUUGUCUACAAGUAGGACAGGAACAAAAGCACACCUACUUGCCCCUUGAGGUUUGUAACAUUGUGGCCGGUCAGCGAUGCAUCAAGAAGCUGACUGACAAUCAGACCUCUACCAUGAUCAAAGCCACAGCCAGGUCUGCCCCUGAUAGACAAGAAGAGAUCAGCAGGCUGGUCAAAAGUAAUAGCAUGGUUGGUGGUCCAGACCCAUACCUCAAGGAGUUUGGUAUUGUUGUGCACAAUGAAAUGACAGAACUCACAGGUAGAGUGUUACCUGCACCAAUGCUUCAAUAUGGCGGAAGGAAUAAGACUGUUGCUACACCAAACCAAGGUGUCUGGGAUAUGAGAGGGAAGCAGUUCUACGCUGGCAUAGAAAUCAAAGUUUGGGCUGUUGCUUGCUUUGCUCCACAAAAGCAGUGCAGAGAAGACUUGUUAAAGAGCUUCACUGACCAAUUGCGGAAAAUAUCAAAAGAUGCAGGAAUGCCAAUCCAAGGUCAGCCUUGCUUUUGUAAAUAUGCUCAAGGUGCAGAUAGCGUGGAACCAAUGUUUAAACAUCUGAAGCUGACCUAUGUGGGCCUUCAGCUUAUAGUUGUGAUCCUUCCCGGGAAGACCCCAGUCUAUGCGGAGGUUAAGAGAGUAGGAGACACGCUUCUAGGAAUGGCCACCCAAUGUGUCCAAGUUAAAAAUGUGGUAAAGACCUCUCCUCAAACACUCUCAAACCUUUGUCUGAAGAUUAAUGCCAAGCUGGGGGGCAUAAAUAAUGUGCUAGUACCCCAUCAAAGGCCGUCUGUGUUCCAGCAGCCUGUUAUAUUCCUGGGAGCUGAUGUCACACACCCUCCAGCUGGUGAUGGUAAAAAACCUUCCAUAGCUGCAGUAGUGGGCAGCAUGGAUGGGCAUCCGAGCCGGUACUGUGCCACUGUGCGAGUUCAAACCUCUCGUCAAGAGACCACACAAGAGCUUUUGUACAGCCAAGAAGUUAUACAAGAUCUGAGCAAUAUGGUACGGGAGCUCCUUAUCCAGUUCUAUAAAUCAACCCGUUUCAAACCAACUCGAAUAAUUUACUAUAGAGGAGGAGUGUCUGAAGGUCAGAUGAAACAGGUUGCUUGGCCAGAACUCAUGGCCAUUCGGAAGGCUUGCAUUAGCUUGGAGGAAGAUUAUAGGCCUGGUAUAACUUACAUUGUUGUGCAGAAGAGACAUCACACCAGGUUGUUCUGCUCUGAUAAAACGGAAAGGGUUGGAAAGAGCGGCAAUGUUCCAGCAGGAACUACAGUGGACAGCACCAUAACUCAUCCCUCAGAGUUUGACUUCUAUCUCUGCAGUCACGCUGGCAUUCAGGGAACAAGCCGCCCUUCACAUUACCAGGUUCUUUGGGAUGAUAACUGCUUUACUGCUGAUGAGCUGCAGCUACUCACGUACCAGCUGUGCCACACAUAUGUACGUUGCACAAGAUCGGUUUCCAUACCUGCACCUGCCUACUAUGCACGUUUGGUAGCUUUUAGAGCGAGGUACCAUCUAGUAGACAAGGAUCAUGACAGUGCUGAGGGAAGUCAUGUCUCUGGGCAGAGCAAUGGUCGUGACCCCCAAGCUCUGGCUAAAGCUGUUCAAAUUCAUCAUGACACCCAACACACAAUGUACUUCGCCUGAUCGUGCAAAGAGAAGCUACGCCAACUCACUUUUUUAAGUCAUAAUGAUUUGAUUUUAUAUUAAUCCCCUGUUUUGUCAGGGUUCGUUUUUUUUCUUUUUCUUUCUUCCCACCAGCACAUUUCGGACCUUUGCACUGACUCUUCAUGGUCACCUCUGAAAGAGAGAAAAAGUGUGUGUGGGCUUUCACUGCAUUUUAUUUUUUUUACUAUUUAUUUUUUUUAUUUUUUUUUUUUGUUUUCUUUGGCAAAACUUACAGACGGUCUUCUUAUGCAUUGGACUGAAUCUUUACCUCAAGCUCACAAGAUAUGAACGUUACUCUGUAUUUUUUUUUUUUUUUUUUUUUUUAUGGUUAACUAGUUUGUGUUGCAAGCCUCCCUAUCCCUCCAUUUCAUUUUAACAAAAUGACAUGCAUUUUUUGUCUGAACGUGCUGCUUUGUGAGUAUACAUAUAUGGUAAAGUAUAACUGUGUGGGGCCAUAGACUUAUUAAUGAGGUUUUUAGUAUUUACUGUAAAAUACAUUUUAAUAACCUUUUACAGGUGUUGCAGUCUGUCAGGUUCUUAACUAUUGCAGAUUUGUAUUUAUACAACCUGCAAAAAAUGUUGCACUAUAUUACAGGUUAAUUAAGAGUUAGUUUUUUUUCUGUAUUAAAUGAAUGUGUAAUAUAAACAAGAUUUAAUAUAAGGGCCACAUGGCAUGCACUGCCAUGUGUUUUUUUUGUGUUUUUUAUUUUUUUUAUGCAGAUUGUCAUUAUUUCCCCGUCCCCAUUUUCCCUAAGUAGUAGCUUCCCAACACAACAGUAUAUAUGUAUUUGCCAGCACAUAUAAGCGCCCAUGCUAUUCUGCUGCGGUUUGAUAAAGUUUUUACUCUUGUAAAUGAGAUACUGGACAAAGUAUACUUUUUUGGCAAUAAAUAUUCUUAAUAGCCUCAGACAGCAUUAAACUAUUUUUAAACUAAGUAUCCCUUUAUAGUUUCAGUUUUACACAUUGGCUGUCUUAGGGCUUUUUUUAUUUAGAUUAAAAAAAACAAAAACCGGAAUUUUGAGGAUGUCCAUGGUGUUUUUAGAACACCUUUUUAAAUGAACUGUCGCUGGUGUAUGGGUAUAUUAAAAUUACUGCUGCCAUUGGGGCAGGACCUCAGGACAGCAAAAGUUAACCCUAAAGUGUAGGGACUGCUUUGGUAAGAGGAAACUUCACAGUUUAUACCAGCAUUUUUCAACUUGUGAAGGUUCCCUGGGAUCAGAGUAGAAAACACAGCAUGAGACUUGGUUUGCAUGCAUAUUUUUCUAUAUCUCUAUUGUAGGAUGUCUGGUUGUAUUACAGUUGGAUUUAACCGCUCUCCCUUUUAUUCCACACACGCUUCUCUGUCCGGAAGCUGCUAUAUUGUUCCUAUAAACUUGGGAGAUUUUCAUUUAAAGCUUCCUACAGCACAUUAGUAACCAGCUCUCCGCUAGCCCUUCGUUUAUUUCUCUGUAAAUACCUCAAGAAGCAUUCUGCUUUCAGUUCUGCAUUAAAUUCAACCUGUUGCCAUGCUGCAUGAACAGGCUUUAUUUAUUUUGCUUUCUAUAAAAAUACACACACAAUAUACCUCACUGGUCUAAUAAACAUUAUGUGAAAUUUGAGCGAGAUUUCUGAAGCUGCUUUUGGGCUUAAUUUCUGCAUGGUUAAUCCCCUCUGUGCUAGAUGGUCUGCUAAGCAAUAUUUUGUCUUUCAAAAAACUUGAAAUUUGUUUCUGGGCAUAGUUUGAAAGUUACAACAUAGAGAUAUUUUUUUCAUACCCUUCAUCUGCAUUGUUAGGAGUCUGACCCUGUUUUAUUGGACAGUGUCAGAGGCUCUCUUUUAUUAUUAUUUUCUUAUAAUAUUUCUCCUAUAGCACCAGGAAAAAAUACUUUAGCUUUGGAGGUGCCUAUACAGAUCUAUCGAUAAAAUAAAUAGGCUUUAGGUGAUUGCGUGCUGAGCUUGUAAACUCCUCUUUUGCAAUAUGCAUGGGGAAAAUGUUUAUUCUGCAGCUGUUUUGCUGUAAAUACCUAUUGAUAUCUCUCCGUUGGUCUGUAUUAUAAUAUAUAUGACAAAAAAUCAUGCUUGCAAAAUUGCUGUGCACCCUCCCAUUUAAAUGGGUUUUAAUUAACUCUAGUAGCUGAAGUGGAGUACAGUGUUAAAAUCUGCAGCAUUUUUCACCUGCAUACAUUAACCAAUGCUUAAAUGUGCCAUGAGCUUUUAUAGUGCAGACAUCUUUGCCAUUUCCAGCGACCUUCUUGCCAUUGUAAGGGGUGUUCUUUUACAUGCAACUGUAUAUAUGUAAAGCUGAGCCGGUAUUCAGAAGUAAUAUAGAGCUGUGCAUUUUGGGGAUGUAGGGCGUUUUUUUAUUUUUUCCUUUUGAUUUGAGGUAAACAACAAGGGAGGGUUAGGGUUAAGUGGGUAUGUGUAUUCAUUUUUAUAACUGUACAAGUUUUGUUGCAGCAAUACUAUUGUGUAAUUGACUUUUCUAUAUAUAUUUUUAAGUGUGUGGGUGGAGUGGUCAAGGCUUGCUUGGCUCAGUUAUGGGGAUGUCUAGGUGUGUUCUGGUGUGUUUCUAUAUCUUUCCCACUUAAAAUGUGGGACUUUAGUUAUGGCAUUGCUAAAAUGUUUUUUUUUUCUGCCCUUCUUGAUCAGAAAAAUCAAUUGUAGGCCGGGGAGCCCAAUAUUUUUAGUGCGUUUGGUAGAUAUGCAUCAGUAAUGGCUCAUCUUCUAAUGUUAAGAGGAUUACUGGCCACUUCCCUGUAAACUGCAACUGGGCCAGAAAAGCAUUUUUUUUAUACUUUUGCUGGAACUGAGGAUGCAUAAUAGGGGAAUUAGCAUGCACACAAACAAUGUCUAUUAGAUCCAUGGGACACAUGCACAUUAAAAUCUAUCAUUUAAAGCACUGAUAAAAUAAAAUUCAAGCAUUUUUGCAGAUCGAGGCAUAUUGCAAAUUUUCUUCUGACCGAAUUUGAAAUGCACUGCUGUGCAUUUCAUAUUCUACUAGAAUGUCCCUUUAAAAAAAAUAUGGUUUUGCAGGUGUUUGCUCUGUAGCUACGAAUUGUAAGGUCAGGAAGAUGUAGAACUCCACUCUUAACACUUGUGCUAAUGACAAUCUUACGAGUAUGAUUUAAUUAAAUUAAGUCAAAAAAGCAUAACUAUUUAGUUUGGCUGGCGUGUCCUGACCUUUUAAAAAAUAAUUAAAUGUUCACUGUCCAUGCAAGUACUUAAAUGCAAAAAGAUUUUCUUCAAAUUAAUAAAUUUAAGGUUUAUAUACCUAUUAUUUUUUUAUCAAUUUUUUUUCUCUACCUUCUCAAUAAGCUUAUGUACCGGAGGAAUGCCUCUGUGUCACUGAUUGUUUUUUUUAAAUGCACUUCUGUUCUUUUUUUUUUUUUGAGAUCACAUUUAUGGAGAAAAACACCUUUUGCUAGUGUUUGCUUGUUUGUUUUAAAUAUAAACUCCUAGGAGAACAUUUUAAAAGCUUGCAGGAGUGUUUUUUUUAUUUAUUAUAUUCUAUAAAAUCUUGCAUAAUUUUUUUUUGUAUUAAUACAUUUCCCUCCUCCAUAUUGACAUUUUUGGUAGAUCAUAUUGAACUUAACUUUUGCACAUAAUUCUUGUGGGCUUAAAAUUCUGCAGAAAUUUUAGUCGAUUAUGUACCACAAGUUUGUAAGUGAAAAUCACCUGCUUUUCUUGAGGGCAUUUUGCAAAAUGAAAUCUUAUUUCUGGAUUAAUUUUAUGUGACAUUGGAAAAAUUAUUGUAAGAUUGUGUCCCCAGCAAAUGGGUAUAAAAUAUCAUCUUUUCUAAUUUCUGUAGUGUUUCUAUGUCUAGAGUGAGGGAUUGCUUGUAUAAAUUUUGAGUUUGUUGAACUUUGAUGUACAUUUUUAUUUCUAUAUUGUUGCUAGACUUGUAUUGUUAAAUUGUGUUUUUAUUAAAUUCUGAAUGGAUGUAUGUCUAUAGCAAUACGAGGUAAUUUCUUCUUUUUUUUUUCUAAGCUAUUUAAAGGCAUUUUAGAAGCCCAUGUUGAUAGGAUGAAUUACACUCUGUAAUUUUUUAUUUUGUUUUUAUUUUUACUUUGCAGGGAUAUAAUUUUAUUUUGUGUCUAAAGUGAAAUAUAUACUGGCAGAAUGCCAAAUAA
This is a messenger RNA of Bombina bombina (fire-bellied toad), 7058 nucleotides long. RefSeq names its product argonaute RISC component 4 (gene AGO4). The record is from RefSeq and is a predicted model, not a curated record. The transcript is spliced from 18 exons. The coding region runs from base 304 to 2928 and encodes 874 amino acids. NCBI's taxonomy places the organism in Eukaryota, Metazoa, Chordata, Amphibia, Anura, Bombinatoridae. Gene Ontology annotation, molecular function: protein binding; RNA binding.